Molecule: messenger RNA, 2635 nt
Organism: Malania oleifera
Lineage: Eukaryota; Viridiplantae; Streptophyta; Magnoliopsida; Santalales; Ximeniaceae
Product: replication protein A 70 kDa DNA-binding subunit A
Exons: 4
Coding region: 474-2348 (624 amino acids)
Biological process (GO): meiotic cell cycle; DNA replication; double-strand break repair via homologous recombination
Cellular component (GO): nucleus; DNA replication factor A complex
Molecular function (GO): damaged DNA binding; single-stranded telomeric DNA binding
Source: RefSeq, a predicted model, not a curated record
GGGAUGUACAUGUUACCCUUCCAAGAUUUGAUCAUAUAGUCUUAAUUUUUUUUUUUUUUAAAGUUUCUAAUUUCUGGACUCUUUUAUUACAAAAAAAAGGCCUAGAGUUGAAUGAGUUCCAGUGGCGUCCAAGUAUCUUUCCCAGCACUCCAACUUGAAUUAAGUCGUGUGGAAAUAAUAAUUAAAAACUUAAAGGAAUUUUCCAUAUUAUUUUUGGUGAAAAAUUUAUAUUUUUCAGAUAUCUCAUUCUUUUUAAAAGAAGAAGAACUUUCCAAACCUUUAAAUGGAAAUAGUUUUAAAUCAAAAAAGCCUCGGCUUCGUGGCGCAGAGUUCCGCGCUGCAGUUCGCCCAAUAAUCUUGCAGGGCUUUCAGCUCACUUGUCGUGAGCUCGUCUCUAAUUCGGCUUAGUGUGAAAUACUUGGUUCGGAUCUCUUGUUUUGGCGUUUUCAGCUCAUUAUUGCGAAAUUUGAAGGAUGCCGGUGAAUCUGACGCCGAAUGCAAUCGCUGCGAUCAACGCCGGCGAUGUGAAUGCGAAGCCGCUAGUGCAGGUAUUGGACAUUAAGCUCAUAGGGAGCACGCAAGAGAGGUACAGAUUUCUGCUCUCCGAUGCCGUAUUGACUCAGCAUGCGAUGCUGGCGACUCAGCUCAAUGAUCGAGUUAAGAGCGGGGGAGUUCGGAAAGGAUCGGUGGUUCAAUUGAUCGAGUACAUAUGCAGCACAGUUCAGAAUCGCAAGAUUAUUGUUGUGCUGAACAUGGAAACAAUAAUACCAGACUGCGAAAUAAUAGGAAACCCGAAAAUGUUUACCGAGUCUGAUACUACUGCUCCAAAAGCAGUUCAGGGGUGCAACUUGGAGCAUGCAGGGAGCACCAGCAAUGGUAAUUCGAGUUUGAAAACGUCUGGAAACAAAAUGCAGAGUUUUCGCCCAACUGUUCAACCUUCAUAUCAACCACCACCAAAUUACAGAAAUCAUGGGCCAAUUUUGAAGAACGAGGCACCAGCACGCAUAAUCCCAAUUGCUGCAUUAAAUCCUUAUCAAGGAAGGUGGGCUAUCAAGGCAAGAGUAACCGUAAAAGGAGAUCUCCGCCGCUACAACAAUGCUAGGGGGGAUGGGAAGGUCUUCUCCUUUGAUCUACUCGAUUUGGAUGGAGGUGAAAUUCGAGUUACCUGCUUUAAUGCUGUUGUUGACAGAUUCUAUGAGAGUAUUGAGGUUGGCAAAGUUUAUAUGAUAUCAAAGGGUAACUUGAAACCUGCCCAGAAGAACUUCAACCAUCUUAAGAACGAAUGGGAGAUCUUUUUGGAGGCAACUUCAAAUGUAGAGCUUUGCCAGGAUGAGGAUGGUUCUAUACCGAAGCAGCUGUUCUCCUUUAGACCUAUCAGUGAAAUUGAGAAUGCUGAUAACAAUUCCAUUAUUGAUAUCAUUGCCAUUGUAAUAUCUGUGAAUCCUUCAGUCCCUAUCUUGCGAAAAAAUGGUACGGAAACUCAGAGAAGAAUUCUGAAUAUAAAGGAUGGAUCUGGUCGAAGUGUUGAGCUAACCUUGUGGGGCGACUUCUGCAACAGGGAAGGUCAGCAGCUGCAAGAGAUGCUUGAUUCUGGGGAUUUCCCUGUUUUAGCUGUUAAAUCCGGGAAAGUUAGUGACUUCACUGGGAAAUCUAUUGGAACAAUUUCUACCACCCAGCUUUUCAUUAAUCCAGAUUUUCAAGAAGCUCAGAGGUUGAGAGACUGGUUCGACCAUGAGGGAAAAAACACUGCAUCUCAAUCCAUCUCCAGAGAUGUUAUGCCUGGUGGACCUAGGAAUGAGAUACGUAAAACUGUGUCUCAGAUCAAAGAUGAAGGUCUUGGAAGAUCAGAUAAACCAGACUGGAUCACUGUUAAGGCAACCAUAUCUUUCAUCAAGACAGAUACUUUUUGUUACACUGCCUGUCCACUGAUGAUUGGAGAUAUACAGUGUAAUAAGAAAGUGACAAAGUCCGGAAACACGAGAUGGCAAUGCGAUAGGUGCAAUCAAGAAUUUGAUGUUUGUGAUUACCGGUAUCUUCUUCAAGCUCAAGUUCAAGAUCACACAGGAUUGACUUGGGUUACAGCUUUCCAGGAAUGCGGAGAAGAGAUCUUAGGUUGCUCAGCAAAAGAGUUGUAUGACUUGAAAUAUGAAGAACAGGAUGAGAUCAGGUUCGGUGAUAUUAUCCAAAGCAGACUCUUUAAAGAUUAUCUCUUCAGACUUAAAAUCAAAGAGGAAAUGUAUGGUGAGGAACAGCGGGUGAAGAUCACCGUUGUUAAGGCAGAGAAGGUGAAUUAUUCUGCAGAGAGCGGAUUUCUGCUUAAUUUGAUUCCGAAAAAUAGGCAAUAUUGAAUGAUCAUGAACCGCAGUAAAGGGUCCAAUUUUUUGUAGCUUUGGUUCGCUUAUAGAAUUACCACUUGGCACACAGAGUGACACAAAAUAUUGUUAGCGAUUCUACAAAUAAUUUUCAGGUUCGCGUAUAGAAUUACUACUUGGCACACAGGGUGACGCAAAAUUUUGUUAGUGAUUCAACAAAUAAUUUUCGUCGUCUCAUUGAUAUUGUAUUCACGCAAGCUGUAGUUUGUUGUAAUUCUUCGUACUAUUUGAAUUUCAUAUUUUUCUCCUAUUUCAAAUUCAAA